UGUACCAUGGAAAGAAGCGACGUCGUUGAAAUGAAAGUCAGGGAGCUCUGUACCUUAAGAUCCUCACCGUCCGUUUCCGCAAUUGGCAAAAGCCGAAGGUUCAGAUUGUGGCUUGUUUGGAUAACACGUUAAUAGCAGUAACACUUAAAGAAAUGGAGAUACGAAACUUGGCCAUGGCUGUGGUGGCAGUGCAGCAAUUCCUGUGCUUCACAGACUUAAAUUGGAGGAACAUAACAAGGCCAUGCAUUCCCCCUCACUGUGCAAUUCUUCUACGCUCACAGAAAAGGGUUAAAUAUUCUGUGAUUUCAUGCUCUUCAUCACAGACCCCAGAAGCUGAUACUCAAACUGCUGAAUCUUGCGUAAAUUUGGGUCUUGAGCUCUUCUCCAAAGGACGGGUUAAAGAUGCUUUGACCCAGUUUGAUACCGCACUUUCCUUGAACCCUAAUCCUGUGGAGGCCCAAGCUGCGUUCUACAACAAAGCUUGCUGCCAUGCAUACAGGGGAGAAGGAAAGAAAGCAGCUGAUUGUCUCCGCACUGCUUUGAGGGAAUACAAUCUAAAAUUUGGUACAAUCCUCAAUGAUCCCGACUUGGCCUCCUUCAGAGCUCUACCUGAAUUCAAAGAACUACAAGAAGAGGCUAGGCUGGGUGGGGAAGAUAUUGGCUACAGUUUUCGGCGAGAUCUAAAACUUAUUAGCGAAGUUCAAGCACCAUUCCGUGGGGUUAGGAGAUUCUUUUAUGUGGCACUGACAGCAGCUGCAGGAAUAUCAUUGUUUUUUACUGUGCCGAGGCUCAUUCGUGCUAUUAAUGGUGGUGAUGGUGCUCCUGAUCUCUUAGCAACUGCUGGGAAUGCUGCCAUUAAUAUUGGAGGUAUUGUCGUUCUUGUGGCAUUAUUCUUUUGGGACAAUAAAAAAGAGGAGGAACAACUUGCACAAAUAUCUCGAGAUGAGACACUAUCAAGGUUGCCUUUGCGCCUUUCAACUAAUCGUGUAGUUGAACUUGUGCAGCUACGGGAUACAGUUCGACCAGUUAUAAUAGCAGGAAAAAAGGAAACAGUGUCUUCAGCUAUUCAAAGAGCAGAGAGGUUUCGCACUGAGCUCCUUAGACGUGGUGUUCUGUUAGUUCCUGUUAUCUGGGGAGAAGGCCGGGAAACAAAAAUUGAGAAAAAAGGUUUUGGUCUACAGCCAAAGGCUGCUGAAGCUCUUCCAUCUAUUGGGGAAGAUUUUGAGAAGCGAGCACAGUCCAUAACUGCGAAAUCAAAGUUGAAAUCUGAAAUUAGGUUCAAAGCUGAGGUUGUAUCGCCAGCAGAAUGGGAACGGUGGAUAAGAGAUCAGCAGAAGUCUGAAGGAGUAUCACCUGGUGAAGAUGUGUACAUAUUACUGCGCUUGGAUGGACGGGUUCGAAGAUCAGGGAAAGGUAUGCCUGACUGGCAGCAAAUUGUGAAGGAGCUACCCCCAAUGGAAGCAUUUUUAAGCAAGCUGGAAAGAUGAGAAGUAUUGUGAAGAAUUCGGAGGGUGCAAAUUUUUUUUUUUUCCCCUGUCCAAGUGUCAUUAUAGUCCUGGUAUCACCUUUGUUGGUAAUGUCCCACAUCAAUAUUUUUCGUGACCAUUGAGCUAAACACUGUACAUCCAUUCCUCCACGAUCACUACAGACAAUUGCAAAGUAAAUGUUACAAAGGAAUAUUAAUAUUGAUAAAAUAUUUUGGUGACAAAUCUAUUUUGUACU
Molecule: messenger RNA, 1722 nt
Organism: Cajanus cajan (pigeon pea)
Lineage: Eukaryota; Viridiplantae; Streptophyta; Magnoliopsida; Fabales; Fabaceae
Gene: LPA1
Product: tetratricopeptide repeat (TPR)-containing protein
Biological process (GO): photosystem II oxygen evolving complex assembly
Cellular component (GO): chloroplast
Molecular function (GO): protein binding
Source: RefSeq, a predicted model, not a curated record